UACUCGUACUUCUUUUGUUGAAUGGAAGGGAGUUUAUUUGACUAAGCCAAUACAGAUUGCAAAUUAUUUUAAUGAUUAUUUUGUAAAUAAGGUUUCUAACUUUAGAGAGACAAUGAAAUCCACUGUUGAUUCCAACUUAAAUGAGCUAAUUGAAAGGUGUAUUAUGAAAGAUAAACUGUGUAGUUUUGAAUUUCAUCGGGUUAAUGUUGUGCAGGUGGAAAUGUUGCUGAGAUCUUUGACUGUUGAUGUCUGAUUGAUGGUGAGUGUCCAAAACUUUGGAAGGAGGGUAAGAUAAUUCCUUUACCCAAAGACACAAAAUCAACUUUCUGUGGUUCAAAUAGUAGGCCUAUAAGCAUUUUGCCUAUUCUAAGUAAAUUAUUGGAAAAGAUUGUAUUUAAGCAAGUGCAAGAUUAUUUUUCUAACAAUGAUUUGACUACGAUGUUUCAGCAUGCUUAUAGGUAUGGUCAUUCAACCUGCACUGCAAUGACACAAAUGUCGGAUAGCUGGCUAACAUCAAUUGAUAAUUCAAUGCUAGUGGGUACACUAUUACUGGACUAUAGUGCGGCUUUCGAUGUGAUCGACCACGAAAUUUUGAUUUCCAAACUUAUUAGUUAUGGUUUCACUUCCUCCGCAAUCAAGUGGUUUAAGAGCUAUUUGUCGGAGAGGUCGCAAAGAGUUUAUUUUAAUGGUGCAUUAUCGUGUAGCAAGUCUUUGGAUUGUGGUGUUCCUCAAGGAAGUUGCCUAGGACCUUUGCUAUUUGCAAUUUUUAUAAAUGAUAUGCCGUAUAUACUCAGUAAGGCUACAUUGACUAUGUUUGCUGACGAUACUACUCUUUAUUAUGCAGCUCCUACAUGUUUAGAGCUUAAUCAGGUUCUGUCUUGUGAGAUUAGCAAAUUGUAUAACUGGAUCAAAACAAAUAAACUUGUUCUAAAUAUUUCAAAAACUAUGAGUAUAAUAUUUGGUUCGAAAUAUAGAUUAUCUGAUUAUCCUAAACUUACUUUACAUGUAAAUGGUCAAAAUAUACAGCAAGUAAAAAAGGUAAAGCUUCUUGGACUUUGGCUUGAUUCCACACUGUCAUGGUCUGAUCACAUUAAUACAGUUGUGGCUAAAAUGGGUAGAGCUGUUGCAGUUGUGCGUAAAUGUGCACAGUUUCUAAAUUCACAGCUAUUUAGUCGUGUUGUUUGUACGUUGGUUUUGUGUCAUUUAGAUUACUGUUCUGUUGUAUGGUCUGCUGCAUCAAGUAGUCAUUUAAGAAAAUUACAAGUGGCUCAAAACAAGGCUGCAAGACUGGUUCUUGGUUGUUCUUCGAGAACCAAUGUUGCGGAGAUGCAUGAACGUCUUGCUUGGAUGUUGGUCAAGCAUAGACUAUCUGCUAAUAUGUUAGUAUACCUUCAUAGAAUUAUUACCAUUCGGACUCCUACAUUUUUUUAUGAUAAUAUAAUUUACUAUUCAGAUAUGCAUUUACAUUACACAAGAGGGGCGAAUAGUCGACAGAUCUCUUUACCCCUACCUAAAUCUGACUCUAUGAAGAGGACAGUGUUUUAUAGGGCAAUUGUGUUUUGGAACAAUCUUCCAGUUGGGGUUCGUGAAAUUAAGGGAAAAACUGGUUUUAAAAAAAGACUAAGACUGUAUUUGUUGUUAACAUCAUAAG
Molecule: messenger RNA, 1651 nt
Organism: Triplophysa dalaica
Lineage: Eukaryota; Metazoa; Chordata; Actinopteri; Cypriniformes; Nemacheilidae
Product: probable RNA-directed DNA polymerase from transposon BS
Exons: 2
Coding region: 439-1650 (403 amino acids)
Source: RefSeq, a predicted model, not a curated record